Molecule: messenger RNA, 1010 nt
Organism: Ziziphus jujuba (common jujube)
Lineage: Eukaryota; Viridiplantae; Streptophyta; Magnoliopsida; Rosales; Rhamnaceae
Product: disease resistance protein RML1B-like
Exons: 2
Coding region: 22-798 (258 amino acids)
Biological process (GO): defense response
Source: RefSeq, a predicted model, not a curated record
ACUUCAAAAAAUGUAAAAGUGAUGCCUACAGCAUUCUCAAAAACGUACCAUCUUCGAUUUCUUAGAAUGAAUUUUGAUGAUAGAUUUGUCUUUAAAAGCAUAGUCUCAGAGAAAUCAGGAUGGGCUCCUUACAAUAAAAUGAUUCUUCCUUUUGAAGGUAUUGAGUAUCUUUCUGAUGAGCUAAGAUAUUUUCAAUGGGAUUUAUACCUUUCAAAAUAUUUGCCAUCAAAUUUUAGUCCUAAGAAUCUUGUAGAACUUGUUAUGCGUGAGAGCCAACUUGUGGAGCUACCUUGGAAUGAAGAUCAGCCCAUUGGGAAGUUAAAGAAAAUCGAUCUUAGUUAUUCUGAGCACCUUAUUCAAAUACCAAAUUUGUGUAGGGCUAUAAAUAUUGAAAGUAUAAAUCUUCGAGGUUGUAAAAGUUUGGCUCAAGUUCCUUCAUGUUUUAAGAAGCUGGAUAAGCUUCAGCUACUAGAUUUGACUGAUUGCAUUAGUCUGAAAGAUGGCAUAGAAAAUCUUCCGAUGAAUAUAAGGAAGUUAAGAUUGGGUGGAACAGCAAUAGAAGUGGUGCCCUCAUCAAUUGGGUGUCUUGUAGAUCUUGAAUAUUUAGAUUUGAGUGGCUGUAAGAAUCUGAAACAUGGCAUAGAAAAUCUUCCAUUGAAUAUAGUGGAUUUAAGAUUGUCCUGGACAGCAAUAAAAAGUAUUGUCCUCAUCAUUUGGUCUCUUGAAUCCCUACAGAUUAGAUUUGAUGUCUUGCAGAAAUCUGGAAGAUGUACAAAAUAUUUCGAUGGGUAUAGGUGAUUUAAAUUUGAGUUGGACACCGAUUAAAACUCUACCGGAAAGCAUUUGGAAGAUGAGACAUCCUGUAAGUCUGUUUCUUAAUUAUUGUCCAAACCUGGAAAAGCUUCCAGAAGUCUCGGAUUGUUUAAGUUCAUAUAUUCGAAUUUUGAGUUUAAGUGGUUGUACGAGAUUGAAAUCAAUACCGGAGCUUCCACUACGAUUAGUAUGUUUAU